GAACCUCGAAGCUCAAUUGAGCUCGGAGCUCUCACAGCAAUCGACGACGACAACAACGAGAACAGCUUCAGCUGGUAACUACGGGCCCACUUGGCGUGAUUAGGCAACCGGUCAGCAAGCCAAUUGACAUUGCAUUCAGCCCAGCCAGACAGGAAGAGGAAGAAAACCACAAGACAAUGUCAACAUCCCCCCGCUUCUGGGCAACGCCCAUCCGGUACCUGCGCUGGGCCUCGCGCGAGCGGCCCGCCUACUUCUGGUCCGUGGCCAUCGGCGCGUGCGGGCCCCUGACACUGGCCAUCGUGCCACCGGUACGGCGGUGGCUGGGCGACGAAGACGCGCCGCCCAUUCCGCUGACAUAUCCGGUUCCCACCGGACCGAGAAAGAAACUUACGGGGUACGGCGAUGAGACGGAACCAUAA
Molecule: messenger RNA, 419 nt
Organism: Canariomyces notabilis
Lineage: Eukaryota; Fungi; Ascomycota; Sordariomycetes; Sordariales; Chaetomiaceae
Exons: 3
Coding region: 177-419 (80 amino acids)
Source: RefSeq, a predicted model, not a curated record